Colletotrichum siamense is the source of this 1860-nucleotide messenger RNA. Its product is annotated as putative glutamate carboxypeptidase. The coding region runs from base 1 to 1860 and encodes 619 amino acids. NCBI's taxonomy places the organism in Eukaryota, Fungi, Ascomycota, Sordariomycetes, Glomerellales, Glomerellaceae. Gene Ontology annotation, molecular function: carboxypeptidase activity. The transcript is spliced from 5 exons. The record is from RefSeq and is a predicted model, not a curated record.
AUGGAGAUCAAGGUGACUCAACAAGAGGCAGAACAGCUAAUGCUGGAGACACCUACAACAGCCAACCUGCGUCAUUGGUCCAAAGAAUACAGCGCGGAACCCCAUCUCGCCGGCGAUCUGGCCCACGCCACACGCAUCCGAGAUCUUUGGAGAUCAUACGGCAUUCCCACGGAACUGGAACAAUACGAUGUGCUUCAAAACUUUCCCGUGUCACAAAGCCUGCAACUCCUCGACUCCGACCGAGAAGUAGCAUUCGAAGCUUCAUUGACAGAAGACGAGGUUCCUGAAGACCCCACGUCAUCACCUAAGAAUGGUCUCCCGGCAUUCCACGGCUUCAGCGCCAAUGGCGAGGCCUGCGCCGAGCUAGUUUACGCAAACUUUGGCGAGUUGAGAGACUUUGAGCUUCUUGAGUCAAAGGGGAUCUCAGUCAAGGGGAAGAUUGUCAUCUGCAAGUACGCCAAAGUCUUCAGAGGCUUGAAGGUUCGGGCGGCAGAGCAGUACGGUGCUGCUGCUGUUGUAUUGUACAACGAUCCACAAGAAGACGGGAAGUACACCGAGGCCAAUGGUUACAAGCCUUUCCCACAUGGACCAGCCAGACACCCCAAGUCUAUUCAGAGAGGAAGCGUCGACUUUUUCUCGAUAGCUGUCGGAGACCCUACGACCCCUGGGUACCCAAGCUUGCCUGGAACUAACGUCGAACGCCAAGAUCCUGGACACGCAACCCCGAAGAUACCAUCUCUUCCGAUAUCCUAUGCCGACGCUGUUCCAUUCUUGAAAGCCCUGAAUGGACAGGGAACUUACAAAUACGCUCCGAUCUACAAUGUCAUAGGAACGAUUCGAGGACUGACGGACGAAAGUAUUGUUCUUGGAAAUCACCACGAUUCCUGGUGUUGCGGUGCCAUUGACCCUGUCAGCGGAACAGCUGCUAUGAAUGAGGUCGCCCGCGCUUUGGGAGAGCUGUGCCAGAGAGGUUGGAGACCAUAUCGCAAGAUAAUACUGGCAAAUUGGGAUAAUGAAGAGUACGGCUUGGUGGGUUCCACCGAAUGGGGUGAGCAUCACCAGGAAGAACUGAGCAAGAAUUGCGUAGCUUACCUCAACGUCGACGAGGCUACAAAUGGCGGCCAAGUACUCGGAGUCACUGGUAGCCCCCUUUUGGCCAGUGUCCUUAGGGAUGUUACCCAAUUGAUCCGGUCGCCAAUCCACGAAGGCAAGACUGUCUACGAUGACUGGCUUGGUGAUCAACGUCGGACCGACCCUGGGCGUCCGACCCCAGUGCUUGACCUCAUGGGAACCGGGAGCGAUUACACAGUCUUCUUCAACCAUCUUGGCAUUCCCUCUGUUGAUCUUCUGUUCAAUCGCCAGGGCCAAGGAGUUUAUCCUUAUCACUCCAACUAUGACAGCUUCUACUGGGUUGAGAAGUUUGGUGACGUGGGCUUCAAGAAGCAUCGUGCCAUGGCUCAGCUGUGGGGACUUCUGACUGUUCGGCUCGCUGGUACUGGAAGCAUCAUAUUUGAGGCUGUGGAGUAUCCCAAGGUUCUUGCGCAUCACUCAAAACAGCUGAAGACCAAAUACGGCAGUUUCCUUGACCUCUCGGCCCUUGACGGAGCGAUCAGUCGAUUUCAUGCUGCAGCUCUCGAAGUGGACGCGAGAUCGAACACCAAAGCUUCUCCAACGAGCUUGCAACCCGAAAGCGGUAUCUUUGCUCCUGGACUUUGGUAUGGAUACGAUGGAGUUAUCUUUCCCGGGAUCGUGGAAUGCAUGGAGGCGGAAGACACGAAAGGUGUGACCGAGUGGAUCGCGAAGAUCGUUGAAGCCAUCGAGAAAGUAACAAGGCUUCUCCUGAUUAACACUGGAGUAUGA